Molecule: messenger RNA, 882 nt
Organism: Didymosphaeria variabile
Lineage: Eukaryota; Fungi; Ascomycota; Dothideomycetes; Pleosporales; Didymosphaeriaceae
Exons: 2
Coding region: 1-882 (293 amino acids)
Molecular function (GO): oxidoreductase activity
Source: RefSeq, a predicted model, not a curated record
AUGGCCGGCAUGAACACCCCCGGGACUCCAGGCAUCGGCGUGGAGCCGCUUAACACGCCCAGACUGCAGAGGAACCCCACGGGCUAUUUCCGCGUGCCGCUUGCGACGCAUCGCCUUGCCAACAAGAUCGCCUUCAUCACGGGGGGAGGCGGCAAGAUUGGCGUCGAGACUGCUGCGCGGCUCAUCCGCGAGGGCGCAAACGUCACGCUCAUGGACAUCAGCUUCGAGGCGCUGGAACAGGCACUCGUCUCGCUCAAAGAUGCAAUCUACACGGGCGAGAUUGCCACAUCGCGGAUCCUGACCGUCGUCGGCGACGCAUCGAAAGAGGAGGACGUGGUCGCCGCCGUCGAGCGGACGCUGAAGAUGUUCAAGAGGAUAGACAUUGCCUUCUUGAACGCCGGCGUGAGUUACCCGGCGACGCCGUUGCUGGAGACGGCCGAGGACCGGUACGACGAGGUCAUGGGCAUCAAUGUCAAGUCGGCUUUCCUCGGCCUCAAGCACGUGGGCAAGGCGAUGAAGGUCCUUGGAAACGGAGGCUCCAUCAUCUUGACCUCGUCGAUUGCCGGUCUGCGGGGCACGCCAGGACUCAGCGUGUACUCAGCAUCCAAAUUCGCGCUGCGGGGCCUCGCACUCACGGCCGCGAACGAGCUGGGUCCAGACGGCAUCAGAGUCAACACCAUCCACCCCAGCGGCGUCGACUCGCCCAUGUUCCGGGAGGCCUGGAGCGAGGAGAAGCUGGAGGAGUUGAAGGCCGGUAUGCCCUUGGGCCGCUUCGCACAGACGCACGACGUCUCCAGCGUAGUCGCCUUCCUGGGCCACGAGGAUUCCAAGUUCAUCACGGGCAGUUUCCUGAAGAUUGAUGGCGGGUGUAUCAGUUUCUAG